Papaver somniferum (opium poppy) is the source of this 899-nucleotide messenger RNA. Its product is annotated as cytochrome P450 82C3-like. Gene Ontology annotation, biological process: defense response to other organism. The record is from RefSeq and is a predicted model, not a curated record. Gene Ontology annotation, molecular function: oxidoreductase activity, acting on paired donors, with incorporation or reduction of molecular oxygen; iron ion binding; monooxygenase activity. Bases 199 to 792 code for a protein of 197 amino acids. The transcript has 2 exons. NCBI's taxonomy places the organism in Eukaryota, Viridiplantae, Streptophyta, Magnoliopsida, Ranunculales, Papaveraceae.
CUGGGGUACUGACGGAACCAAAGGAGCUCAACGAGCUCCAGUUUUGGUUGAGAUGAGGCAAUGGAUUGGUGAUCUAACCCUUAAUAUGUCUUCUAGAAUGAUUGCAGGGAAGAGAUGCUUUGGUGAUGGUACCGAUGGAGAAGCAGAAAGGUGUCAGCUACAUGUCUGGGUCUAUUGCAGGGUGGGGGCGUUUGGACAAUGUUUGCUGUACUGUGGGCCGUCGGUUGUCUAGUAAAUAAUCCGCAUGUACUGAAGAAGGCUCAGGAUGAGCUGGACAACCAUGUUGGAAAAGAAAGACUAGUGGAAGAAUCCGAUAUCAAGGACCUCACAUACAUCCGAGCUAUGGUUAAGGAAGUGAUGCGUCUAUAUGCAGUGUCCAUGCGUCUAUUUGAAUCCACUGAGGAUUGCGCUAUUGCCGGGUACAACGUUCCAGCAGGAACCCUAUUAAUCGUGAAUGCAUGGAAGAUUCAACGUGACCCCCGAGUCUGGUCGGAUCCAUUAGAAUUCCGCCCUGAGAGAUUUCUUACUAGUCCCCAUAAAGACAUGAAUUUUAGCGGUCAACAUUUUGAAUUUGCACCUUUAGGAUCUGGUAGAAGAUCUUGCCCUGGAACUUCUCUCGGUCUUCAAAUGGUGAACAUGAUAAUUGCUCGCUUGGUUCAUGGAUUCGGGUUCAAACCACCUUCAAGUGCACCUGUUGAUAUGACUGAAGCUGUUGGUUUCGCCAAUAUGGUUAAAGCUACACCACUUGAAGUUUUGCUUACCCCAAGACUCCCUAAGGAGCUUUACGUUUAAGAAUCAGGAGAUGUCUGUUAUCGCGUAAGGAGCCACUUGUGAAAUACGUACCUAGUGUAAGAUCUAGGUAAUAAGAAGAGGUCACCACAAACAGGAUAUUCACCAGC